Messenger RNA from Chilo suppressalis (striped riceborer), 1539 nucleotides. The record is from the annotation of a GenBank genome assembly. NCBI's taxonomy places the organism in Eukaryota, Metazoa, Arthropoda, Insecta, Lepidoptera, Crambidae.
AUGAGCGAAACUCAUGCUGAAGAAGAGGUACAAGUAGCCGCAGAAGAAUCGGAUUGUCCUCGGAAAAGGGCGAGACUAGAUAAUUCUUCCAAAAAGAGUUGGAGUUUGAUGGACAGAAGAACGGAUCAAGAGGUGUUGCAGGAGAUGGGUGUUAGUUUACUCGAGCCUGAUGAUCAUGAAGGACAGUGUGAAACAAAUGUUCCGUCAACUGUGCACCAUAAAGCUUUGAAGAGGAAGCGUGACAUUGAGAAUGUAAACCCGAACGUGAUAGUGACUUCACCAUUCAGCCCUAAAAGCCCCCGGGGCAAGAUUUGCAGCCCCAGUCCAGGGCCUUCGAGGAUUAAGAGCCCAAAAAGUGCUGAGAAAAGUAAACCUCUACAAUGUACUGAUCAGCAAAUCUUGGAGACUAGCUUUGUGGAUGAAUAUCUGAUUGAUGAAGAGACUCCACUGGCUCAAGUGAGCUCGUACAUGCCUUUGGCACAAAUGGGACAAUCGAAGCGACGUUGUGUCACGCCUUUAGGUGUCCAAGAAGAGUUGAUAAUCAGUAGACGUACUAAGACAGAGCCUGAAGGUGAAGAUGCCUUCAACAUAUUGUCCGAUGAAAUGAUACUAAGUGUGUUCAGGUGGUUGCCGAAGAGGACCCUUGCUAACUGUAUGCUUGUAUGCAAAAGAUGGCAUAGAGUAGCUUAUGACGAAACUCUAUGGCAAAGAUUAGAUUUAGGCAAUAAAACAUUAAACAAGGACGCGUUAGGCAGAAUACUAGACAGAAAACCACUUAUAGUUAGACUAGCAAGUUCCGAGAUAGGAGAAUGGCACGUAACAACUCCACCUUCACCGUCUCGCAUACAAUACCUAGAUCUAAGCGUUUGCAGCAUAGAUUAUGUAACUCUAAACUGUCUAAUCGAAAGGUGUCCAGCUUUGAAGAAGUUGAGCUUAGAAAAUGUUCCGGUUAACGAUGAAACUUGUGAAUUAAUCGGCAAAUGUACACAGUUAGAAACUUUAAAUUUAACAAUGGCACAAGGUAUCACUAUGAAAGGAUUAAUGUCUAUAUUAAAAGGCUGUUUAUGUUUGCAAUCGUUAAACAUAUCGUGGUGUUGUCUCUCAGAGAGUACGUUAGAAGUAUUAGUGUCAUAUUUACCACAGAAACUGCAAAGGUUGAAUGUGGCCGGUGCUAGAAUACUUAAAGAUGACAUGGUGAAACAGCUGGUGUCCCGCUGUCCUCGCCUCCUAGAACUGGAUCUAUCUGACUGCAGCUCGUUAUCAGAGGACGCUCUACAAGCGCUACAAAGUUUAACGAGACUAGAACAUUUAGCGCUGAGCAGAUGUUAUUUGCUACCACCACAUAGACUUACUAAAUUAAACUGCAUGGUGGCGCUGCAGUACCUGGAAGUAUGGGGCAUGCUUCCAUCGGCGUCGUUGAAUGCUUUAAGGGCCGCGUUACCAGCCAUACAGCUCAACCAGUUCAUGUUCAGCGCCAUCGCUAGACCAACAGUAGGCACUAGAAGAACUUCUGUGUGGGGCCUUCGUACCAGAGACUGA